CCAAAGCAAUGGGAGACUACCUUACACUACCAGUCAUAGCCCACGUGAUGCAAUUCAUGGGAAAAAUGGAAGCGAUUCUCUUUAUCAGAGGUCAUAUAAGUAGAGUAAAAACUGGAGUUUUGCUUGGUAACAGUUGAUUCAGCUCCUUAUUUUGUACAAGCACACCACUAAUUAUAAGAAACGGAAACAUCUUGACAAUAUGCCUUGGUAUUAUCCUUGAUGUGCUUUUCCAGCCUCAUGGGAAAAAAACUGAGCUAUGGCUGUCUUUUGUAGCACAAGUGACCAACAACCAUUCAACUCUCAAACUGGCAUGUUGGUUUAAGUGAAAUGAAUAAGGGUUUAGAUUUACUACAUUAUCUCAAGGGUCUAUGUGGUUAGACGGUCUUAGUUCAUUCUUGUAAACUAGGAAUUCAAUUGCAUCCAACGAUGUCACCAAAGAGAUGCAUUUAGUGCACAGCUAACUUACAGUAACCAUGGUUAUAGGAAAUUGGAUUUACACGCUGAUUCCAUGGAUCUCUUAAGUCCCCAAAUCACAUGAAUUUGCGGCAUCAGUAGAGAAGGAGAGAAGGCACAGUUCCAGGAAUGACUUUUAUAUAAGAGAGACGUGUAAUCACCUCAGAGAUGCCACAACCGACAUGAACAGCAUAAUCACACUCGUCGCAGUAAUAAGCAGGGAUAUCAGGGUUUCUCUCCAACCCACAGAAGCUGCACCACUCCAGGGAACCCCUUUUUUCUCGAGUUGUGCAGGUCAGGUAAUGUUGGUGAUCCCUGUGUUUGACAGUUUCUGGUAUGGGGAACGACGGAGUGCAGUGAAGAUGGAUCGCAUAAUCACAUCCAGGAGUUACGCAAACGAAAAUGGGAAUGUUAUCAUCAUAGCCGCGAAUGCCACAGGUACUGCAUUUACAAUCUGAACUUCCCGGGGAGAACACCUUCUGUAAGAGAAGAAGUUAGUGAUCAGGAUGUGGGAGCUGCAAAAUUGUACGUAUGGAAGCGCAGCUUAUGUCGAGGGCAAAGUUGCACUGUAAACAUUUGUAUGCAUAGCUGCCACACUCUUUUGACAGCAUGAACAGCAUAAAGGCUUGGCCUCCUUUGCCUUCCUGGGGUGGAGGGUCAGCCGGUGAGGAGGGUGGAGAGGGUGCUACAGAAUCACUAGGGGCAACUCGGCGCACCCCCUGUGUGCUACGAAACUGCAGUCUGACUCAGUGCACCUGUAGGGGGAUCUGAAAAGAAAUCAUCACAUAAAUGACACUGAACAUUAGAGUCGUAGCCAGGUCUGGUCCUUGUUAAAGGAUGCAGGUGAGAGAAAUGCUCAAUCUGCAUCUUGAACUUGAAGAUCUGCACUCUCUUCUGAGCAAGGAAACAAAAAGAAAGUCUUGAGGGGAAAGAACCAGAGAGAAGGGUUAUGGAGGAUGAAGAUUCAGAUCCUUGCUACGACGAGAGUCUAGAUUAUAGCCACGACCAUGCAUUGAUAGAGCGCAAUGUUAAAAAGGGAAUGUAUGUGAGGUGCUGCAAGUGCCACGGUCCAGUUGAAGGAUCGGUUCUUGGCUGCAAAGAGUGCAAUGGCUACUUCUGGCACAAGAAAUGCUUGGAGGAAUUGCCUAGAGAAAUUCGACAUCCUUAUCAUCCAGAACACUGCCUUGUCCUCCAAGAAUCUGAUUAUGGAGGAAAGGUUUGCACGGUGUGCCGACCAUUCAUUCGGGGGUCCUACUUCAGCUGCAACGACUGUGAAUUCUAUCUGGACGCUUACUGUGCUUCCCUCUAUUCGGCCCCUGAAUACGCCGGGAGGAUGUUCCGCAAUGGCAGUCAUCUUUUUGCCCUGAGAAAGCUCGAGAGAGGAUCGCAAACUACUGGUGAAUGUUGCGACAGGUUGAUGGCUGAGCCCUACAUCUUUCAUUGUGUAGAACCCAACUGCAUGCUGAGGCUUCAUCUCAGCUGCCCUCCGUUCUCUUUCCCGGACACAGUCGCGCACCGUCGUCACCUUCAUCCGCUCAACUUGGAUACAUCUUUAGUCGAGGAGGAAGAGGAUCCUAACGAUGAGUACUACUGCGACAGCUGUGAGAGUCAAAGAACCUCGAACCGACCGGUGUAUUGCUGUCGCGAGUGUAUUCCCAAUUUUGUUGCUCAUGUUUGCUGCGUGGCCUAUGAGGUUUGCUCUCUCUUAACUUUUCAAUAGAAGUUGUUUUCUUUUGUGGA
Molecule: messenger RNA, 2193 nt
Organism: Rhodamnia argentea
Lineage: Eukaryota; Viridiplantae; Streptophyta; Magnoliopsida; Myrtales; Myrtaceae
Exons: 2
Coding region: 1403-2173 (256 amino acids)
Source: RefSeq, a predicted model, not a curated record